CGGAGGCUGGCCCCGCACAUCGCGUAGCAGCGGGGACGCGGAGGCGGGGCCAUGGCGGAGGCGCCGGAGCAGGCCCGGGCCGAGGCGGCGGCCGGAGCGGAGGAGGCCGUGAAGAUCAUCUGCCUGGGCGACAGCGCCGUGGGCAAGUCCAAGCUGCUGGAGAGGUUCCUGCUCCACAGCUUCUGCCCCCAGCAGCUCUCCACCUUCGCCCUGACGCUCUACAAGCACCGCGCCCGGGUGGACGGGCGGGCGGUCCUGGUGGACUUCUGGGACACAGCUGGACAGGAGAGGUUCCAGAGCAUGCAUGCAUCCUAUUACCAUAACGCUCAUGCUUGUAUCCUGGUGUUUGAUGUGCAGCGGAAAGUCACGUACAAGAACUUGAACAGCUGGUACCAGGAGCUGAGGGAAUUCCGUUCGGAGAUUCCGUGCAUUGUGGUGGCCAACAAAAUUGAUGCGGAUAUGAAGGUGACCCAGAAAAGCUUCAACUUUCCCCGGAAGUUCAGUUUGCCCUUUUACUUUGUGUCUGCUGCAGAUGGCACCAAUGUAGUGAAGCUCUUCAACGAUGCCAUCAAACUGGCAGUUGCUUACAAACAGAAUUCAGGAGAUUUCAUGGAUGAGGUCAUGCGAGAACUGGAGAGCUUUGACCUGCAGAAAAGUGACAAUUCGUUGGAUCAAGAGGAGAGCUGCCCUGAAGAGAAUCCGCCAUCUGCCUAAGCCCUGGACUCGAGUCUGAGUUUCCCUUUGUUCUAGGUUUCUGGGGCUAAUUAAAGCUGGCCUUCACAAAGGGAAGUAAUUUUUCUCUUGCCCUGAGAGCUCAUCUGGGGUUCUCCCACUCUUC
Neopsephotus bourkii (Bourke's parrot) is the source of this 838-nucleotide messenger RNA. Its product is annotated as rab-like protein 2A. Lineage: Eukaryota; Metazoa; Chordata; Aves; Psittaciformes; Psittacidae. The record is from RefSeq and is a predicted model, not a curated record. Gene Ontology annotation, cellular component: endosome; Golgi apparatus. The coding region runs from base 52 to 714 and encodes 220 amino acids. Gene Ontology annotation, molecular function: GTPase activity; GTP binding. The transcript has 8 exons.